Molecule: messenger RNA, 963 nt
Organism: Aspergillus thermomutatus
Lineage: Eukaryota; Fungi; Ascomycota; Eurotiomycetes; Eurotiales; Aspergillaceae
Exons: 3
Coding region: 1-963 (320 amino acids)
Molecular function (GO): dioxygenase activity
Source: RefSeq, a predicted model, not a curated record
AUGACUAUCCCGGUUCUUGAUGCGUCUGCGCUUUCUGGGGGAACCCCCGAGCAGCGUGCCGAGUUUGGUGCCAAGUUCCUGGAUAGUUUGAACACCUAUGGCUUUGUGAAGCUCGUCAACCACACGGUUCCUGUCCCCCUGGUGAAGGAGACCUUUGAUCAGAUCAAACGCUUCUUCAAGCUUCCUUACAGCGUCAAGAUCCCUCUGCGGAACGACCCCAAACAAGGCCAGCAGCGAGGAUGGAGCAUUCCCGGUGAGGAGAAGACAUGGUGGCUCGAGAGCAACAACGGGGAGAUCAAAGAGCCCACCUUCGACUGCGGCCACCCGGACGACAAGAAAUUCCCCAACAAGUGGCCGUCCGAGGCAGACCUGCCCGGCUACCAGGACACAAUGGACCGGUUCUUCUUCUCCUGCGGGGACCUCACCCUCGAGCUCCUCGAGGUCAUGGCGCAAGCGCUGAACCUGGACGCCAAGAUCUUCACCUCCCGCUGCACCAACGAGGCCAGCACCAUCCGCAUCAACCACUUCCCGCCCAUCGAGCGCAGCAAGCUGGACGAGGGCAAGAUCAACCGCAUCUGGCCGCACAAGGACUUCGGCAUCAUCUCGCUGGUCUUCCCGGACGUCACCCCGGGCCUGGAAUACGAGGACCGCAGCAACCCCGGCACCUUCAUCCCCAUGCCCUACGGCUCGGACGACGAAGUCGUGGUCAUCGUCUCGGAGACAAUGCAGCGCUGGACCAACGGCGAGGUCCGCGCCGGCCUGCACCGCGUCAGCCGGCCGCGCGACUGCGACGACGAAAUCGUGCCGGAGCGCUGGAGUCUGGUCUACUUCAACAAGGCGGACCGGCAUGUGAACGUGGGGCCCCUCGCGGAGUUCCUGACGGGCGACAAGAAGCCUAUCUACGAGGAUCUCACGGCGCUGGAGUACCAGACCCUGAGAAACGCGGCGCAUUAUCCUGGUUAG